Molecule: messenger RNA, 1297 nt
Organism: Coregonus clupeaformis (lake whitefish)
Lineage: Eukaryota; Metazoa; Chordata; Actinopteri; Salmoniformes; Salmonidae
Product: low affinity immunoglobulin gamma Fc region receptor II-like
Exons: 10
Coding region: 1-1197 (398 amino acids)
Biological process (GO): cell surface receptor signaling pathway
Molecular function (GO): transmembrane signaling receptor activity
Source: RefSeq, a predicted model, not a curated record
AUGGAGAAACCCCAAGCUGUCCUGAGUGUAUCUCCUCAGUGGCUGAACCCUGGAGACUUAGUUACUCUGAGCUGUGGGGUUAAAGAGUCAUCUACAGGCUGGAGGUUCUUCUGGUACCGAACUGUUCACUACAGAGCUGGGUUACCCUCCCUAUUGGACAAGUCCUACUCUGUAGAGCCUCUAUCUGGCAAUGGGACUACUGAAGACUCCUACACUCUGAUCCCUGCUGGUCCUAAUCACACAGGAGGAUAUGUGUGUAGAGCUGGGAGAGGAGACCCAGUCUAUGACACACUCUACAGUGAACCUCAGUUUCUCUGGUCAGGAGACCUGCAUCCUUCAGCGUCUCUCAGAAUAAGACCCAACAGAACUCAACACUUUACAUCAAAGUCUCUCUCACUAAGCUGCGAGGAGAAGGGGAACACUACUGGAUGGAGACUGAAGAGAUACAGAGAGAGAGGAGUGGAGUCAAGGUGUGGCUCUAACUGGGGAUCAAUAGCAGGGUCCACAUGUACCAUCAGGUCCACACUUGAAAAGGACAGUGGAGUGUACUGUUGUGAGUCUGGAUCAGGAGAGUACAGUAAUGCUGUCAACAUCACAGUGGCUGCUGGUGUUGUGAUCCUGGAGAGCCCUGCCUAUCCCAUGACUGAGGGAGACUCUGUGACUCUGCGCUGUACAAAUAGAUAUCAGGAAACAAACCCAAACCCCAAGGUUGAUUUCUACAAAGAUGGAGUACUCAUCAGGAAUGAGACCACAGGAGAGAUGACCAUCCCUGCAGUAUCCAAGUCAGAUGAAGGCUUCUAUAAGUGUAAAUCUACUGAAGGAGAAUCACCAGAGAGCUGGGUGACAGUGAGAGGCGUAACUCCUGGACCCUCUACAUCAGUCCUAGAAGUAGUGGUUGUGGGCCUGGUUGUUGCUGGUGUUCUAAUGGCCAUUCUCCUGGUACUGCUGUGUCGAUAUAAAAACGCCAAAGGUUCCUGUUGUAAUAGGAUAUUCUCGCCCCCCCAGCCACACAGCACCAACCUGGACCCCAAACAGGACCAAGGAUCUACCCAGGGCCAGGCUCCUGAUGCUGGGUAUACACGUCCGCAGCAUGAUGCUGCUGCUGCUACUGCUGGAACAAGUGAUGUGAUGUACGCCCAGAUUCAACUCAAAAAGUUGGACAAGAAAAAGAAAAAAAAGCCAGCUGUUCCAAAAUAAAAUCCAGUCUAUUCUGAGGUCAAGACAGGGAAGGCCACAGCAGCAACUGGACAUGCUGAGGUUGACCUUAAACAGAAGGCCAAAGCCAAGAAGAAGAUAG